CAGGCUUUGGGUGCCAUGUGGAUGUGAACACUGGGGAGAAGACUUUAAAUCCUGGGAUGAGCAGUGAGGAAAUAGUUUCAGAUUUCCAGCCUGAAAUGCCACAUGACCCUGAUGUUACAGUCAGAUUUGCAAUCCCAAAUGAAAAAGAUAUCAGAGGAGCUGCCCGGGAUGAGAAGCAGUUGGAUGUGUCAACAUAUAGAACAAUAUCUUUCAAGGGUGAUGGUACAGAGGUGCAUAAUCCACCAAACCUACCUUUUCAACCACCUGGUUUGCAAUGGAAUGGGAAUGCAGCAAUCAGCUCUAGGCAGUUGUUACAGAAGAUGCAGAUCAGGAGGUCGGGUUCCAUUCCAAAGUGAACAUGUUGAAGCAAGACUGCAAAUAUGGAUGAAUGAAGACUCAUAUGUUUCAUUAGAACACUUUUGGGC
Cuscuta europaea is the source of this 425-nucleotide messenger RNA. The record is from the annotation of a GenBank genome assembly. NCBI's taxonomy places the organism in Eukaryota, Viridiplantae, Streptophyta, Magnoliopsida, Solanales, Convolvulaceae.